AGUGCCUCAAAGCUAGCCAACCCCUUCCACUCAGGAUCUCUAUCAGGACACAACAGCCCUUCCCUUUUGUUCACACGAUAGCCACUGAUUGCUUAAGGGCUACUGAGACUUACCUCUUUCUGACCUCCCUCCUGGACUUGCACAUGGUGCUUUCAGUCUGACUUUUCCAGUGGUCAGUAAGUGAUUUCUACGUUGAUUACCCAGGUUGUUUCUGGCCUGUGGGGGGACUACUGCUGAACUCUGCAUCUGAAGGAGUUCAUUACCAUAUGAUGAUGACCAAAAGCAGUAGCUGUUCUGCUUUAUAAAACUGGAAAGUUCAGAAUAUGAAUAGGAGUUUGAGAAAAUACCUGGGUAAGAAAAAGUAAAUUCAGACCGAGAGCAGUCCACAAACCUCUCUUGGCCUCUAUCAAAGGAGUUGGAGGGGAACACAGCUAUGGGCUGGGGGACUAGUUACAUCACAAUCACCUGGGGUCGUUGUUAAAGAUUUCAUGUUUCCCUUCUUGACUUGAAUUCUGAAUCAAUCUCCUGGAUGGGACUGUCCCUAUAUUCUCUUAGCAACAACCCAGGUGAUGGUGAUGGGCACCUAGCAUCUCCUAUAGCUGAUCAUCUUUUCUGAUGCUAAGAGGGCAAGCUUCCCUGUUGACUUGCUUGGAGGAGCUUGGAGCAACUAAAAGUGGGAACCAAGAGAAGCAAGGCCCUUGGGUGGCUGAAGCCCUUCUCCCUGAGAUGAAGAAAUAAAUGAAGAAAUCCAGGGGAAGCAUGAGGAGAAACGCUGACGAAGACCCCAAGAAGCAACUGAACCAAGAGACUAUGAAUGGACCUGGCCAAAAUCCAGAUGAUGGAUUACUGGUUACACCUCUUAAUCAGACGCAGGACUUACUGGGGCUGCAGGGGAGUAAGACCUGGCCUUCAGCUUCUGAGGACCCCGAAGAUUGGCUUUCGAAUCACAAUCUAGAGUUUCAGAAACUCACCUUGGCUGACCUGAUAAAACAGGGCACAGCUGUGCUGGAGGAAGGCAGCAAUGUCAUGCAGAAAAUCCGCUUCUCCACUCAGACCAUCUGCCAUUUUGAAUCCAAGCUUUCUGAAGCUAUUGGACUCUAUCAGCACAGAAUUCGGUGGCUCACCGAAAACAGCAAUAAGGCAUUUGGCCUCAUUAAAGGGACCAGAGUAGGCAUCCUCAUUGACGCGUCGGCAGUGGGCAAUGGCCCUCAGAGGGAGGAGUUCCAGAAUGACCUGGGGAGGCUCAUUGAAGAGCAGCUGAGCCACAAGGAGAAGCUGUAUGUCCUGUCUUUCGGUGCCACCACCAGCUUCCUCUGGCCAGACUCCAUGGAACUCAGUGUCUCCACCCUCCAGGAACUCAAACUCUGGGUAAAGAAACUGCAGCCUGAGGGAGGCAGCAAUUUGCUUCGAGCCCUGAAGAAAAUCUUUACUCUGAAGGGGCUGAAUUCUCUGGUGAUCAUCAUGGGCAGCUGCCCUGAUCAGUCUUCUGAUAUCCUGUCUGACUACCUGCAGCAGGCCACCAUAGGAAGGGGCCUCUUCAUCCACGUGGUUACCUACAAAUGUGAUAGUCAGCUGCCUCUCGCUGUCCUGAAGAACCUUGCAGAAGCCCUUGGGGGAUAUUACCACUGCUACAGCCCGGAUGCAGAGCUCUGUGCCAGCCGGGAUGUGGAUGAGCUCCUGGCAGAAAUGCAGAAAGCCCAGAGCCUUCUCAGCCAAGUCCAAGCCCUACGCCGGAGCAGCCCAUGGGAGGAGCCAAGCUGCAUGUGGACGGAGAAAUGUCCAGAGCAGGAGACCCAGGUGACACCUUUGAUCUUCCAGAUUUCUACAGAGAUUGCAAAAGGAUCACUUGCAAGUCUGCUACCUAAGCCUCCAAAGCAUCAAGCUCCUCUCACAAUUGAGUUCCCCAACUUGGACAAGACGUCUGCAGAAUGGCUCAAGGUCAACAGUCUGAAAGCCAAAAAGUUAAGCCUUUAUCAGGUUCUGGCACCCAAUGCAUUUUCUCCUGUGGAGGAAUUCGUGCCUAUCCUCCAGAAAACAGUAUCAUCAACUAUCCAUGAGAAGGCAAUGGUACAAUUUGAAUGGCAUGAUGGGACAGUGAAGAAUAUUCAUGUGGAUCCGCCCUUCCUCUAUGAGUACCAGAAACAGCUCAGCAGAGCCGUGCGGAUAUUUGAGAGGCGGAUUGAAUGGCUGUCUCUGGCCAGCAGACGAAUCUGGGGCACCGUCUGUGAAAAAAGGGUGGUUAUACUGCUGGAUAUCUCUGCGACCAAUUCCAUGUACAUUAUUCAUAUCCAGCACUCCCUGAGACUGUUGCUGGAGGAGCAGCUAUCCAACAAAGACCUCUUCAAUCUCAUCGCGUUUGGAAGCACAAUCGAAAGCUGGAGGCCUGAGCUAGUUCCCGUGAGCCACGACAAUUUACAGAGCGCCUGGCGGUGGGCCCUGACCCUGCAGUGUGGGGGCAGCAGAAAUAUCCUCAGUGCCCUGCGGAAGACUGUGGAAGUGGACUUCAAGGACAAGGACAAACACCAAUCACAGGGCAUCUACCUCUUCACGGGGGGCAUCCCCGACCAGGACAUGUGCAUACUGUGCGCCUACAUGGCAGAGGCAUGUAGUGGCUGUGACCUCCAGUUGAACGUGUGCCUCUUCUAUGUGAGUGAGCCCCGCAUGGACACCAUAGCUCCGGCCUGCUAUGCCAGCCGCAUCGACACAGCCAUUGCCUACAAGGAGGUUACCCGGGCUACUGGUGGCCGCUUCCACUGGUUUGGAGAGACAGGCAUUUAUGAGAGUGAUGACAUCAACUCCAUCGUAUCUGAAGUGGAAAAGGCUCUCAACUAUUCCCAAAAGUGUGCCCUCCUAGUGGCCUCCCUGAAGAACCACUCAAGAAAGGAGCUGGAAAGUGCAGCCCUCCCGAAAGAGAAGCCCAAGACACCCAAGCAAGGAAGCCAGACCAAGAAAUGCUGCCAGCCCAAGGCCACGGCCCCCGCAGCACCCAGAAUGAACAUGCAGGAUGGUCCUGACAAAGAGAAGAGUCCCUCGGUGAGAUCUCUGAAAUGGAAUCCACACAGUAACAGUGUGAGCAUUUCCCCAGCCCAGCCAGUGAAAGAAAGGACAAGCAAACAGCGAAGGAAAACCAAAGCAAUGGGUGCAGAGACCGCUGUCUCACUCUUCUAUACAGAAACAGGGAAUAAUGUGGGCUCGGUGUACAGAAAGUACCCUCUAGCUAAGAAUCUGAGAAGGAUUAACACUGCUUCAGUGGAGUUGCCCAGAAAGGAUGUGGUGUGUUCAAGCCAAGAGUGGGUAGCAAACUAUGGACUGAAAAAACUGAAGAUGGAAAUCUCCAGACACAUCGGUCCCAACUGCACUCAUCAAAAGUCAGCACAGGGGUCGGCAUCAACCAAAUACUGCAGCUGCCGUAUCUUCCCCAGCGUAGAAAUCAAGGGGGUGGUGAGACACAUCCAGUGGACGCUCAGGGAAAUGGAGGAAUACAUCUCGUGCCUGGAAAAGCUGAUGAGGCGCUACGUGCAAAGGCUGCAGUGGCUGCUGUCUGGGAGCCGCCGACUGUUUGGUGCCAUCCUGGAGAGCAAAGUGUGCAUUCUGCUGGACACCUCGGGGUCCAUGGGCCCACACCUGCAGCAGGUGAAGACAGAGCUGAUUCUGCUGAUUUGGGAGCAGCUGCGAAAGCAGUGUGACAGUUUUAACCUGCUCAGCUUUGCAGAGGGCCUUCAGUCAUGGCAGGACAGCCUGGUGGAUACCACAGAUGCCACGUGUCACAAGGCCAUGCAAUGGGUGACCCAACUGCAAGCCCAGGGGAGUACCUCAGUCUUGCAAGCAUUACUGGCAACCUUCAGUUUCCAUGGUGUGCAAGGACUGUACCUCCUGACCGAUGGAAAGCCAGACACGAGCCGCAGCCUCGUGCUCAGUGCGGUCCAAAGACUCAGAGAAGAAAGGCACGUGAGAGUGCACACCGUGUCCUUGAGCUGCACGGACCGAGCAGCCGUGGAGUUCCUCAGAAAAGUGGCAGCCUUCACUGGCGGGCGCUACCACUGCCCGGUCGGAGAAGACACGCUGAAGGCAAUGCAAGGCCUGCUCACCAAAGGCUUCGUCGAGGAUCAGGAUCCCCCGUUGCCGCUCUUUGAAGGAGAUGAUUUGAGAAGGUUGGCCCAGGAGAUCACCAAGGCCAGAAGCUUCCUCCGGCAGGCCCGGUCCUUCAGGUCACAACUCCAGAAAAAAAGCAACCCAGAAGCCAAGGUCACUGCUUGUUAGAGAAGUGUUCUCAGGAUUGUCCCCGGGAAGCCCGAUUCCUGCCCCAGGACUGAAGAAGGAAAAGCUUUGGUUGUUGUUAUCAUGAGGCCAUGCUCAGGUGAACCGUAACUCACCUUCCCUGUCCCC
Ochotona princeps (American pika) is the source of this 4386-nucleotide messenger RNA. RefSeq names its product von Willebrand factor A domain containing 3A (gene VWA3A). Lineage: Eukaryota; Metazoa; Chordata; Mammalia; Lagomorpha; Ochotonidae. Bases 739 to 4260 code for a protein of 1173 amino acids. The record is from RefSeq and is a predicted model, not a curated record. The transcript has 35 exons.